AAACUUUUAUAUUGGAUCCAUUAUAUAGCCUUCGGUAUUCAAAUAACAAAAGAAAUUUUGAUAUUUUCUGAUAACAUUAUUAGAGGGGUGAGAAGGAAAAACACGCUAAAUUCAUAGAUAUUUUAUAAGACAGGAACGGCAAGUCUGAACCAUUCUGUAAUCGAGGUCGACCUCGAGCUCGACAAUGGGUAGCGCAAAUAUCGCCUUUAUGCUGUUCCUCCUCCCUUCCUUACUUUCUGCCCAAGGCCAUUUUAGCUUUCACUUCAACCAAUUCAAUGCAUCGACCCUUAAAUUGUUUGGGGAUGCUUCAGUGCAGUCCAAUGCCAUCUCUCUGAACGGUAAAUUCCAAUACAGUGUCGGCCGUGCUUUUUAUGGAGACCAUGUGCGUAUGAAAUAUCGUGGGUCUCCGAAUUCUGCUUUGUCUUUCAGCACAACUUUUGUGUUUAGCGUUGUUCCUUCUUCAGACACCCUAAGCGGUCAUGGGCUGGCGUUUAUAAUGACGCCCCACAGAUUUCCAGAGGGAUUGAUAGGAGCUGAGUAUCUUGGCUUGUUAAGCAAUCUUUCAAGCGUUGGAGAGGCCUCUAAUCAUCUGUUUGCAGUCGAGUUCGACACGAUAAAGAACGAGGAAUUUCUCGACAUCGACGGCAAUCACGUUGGUGUGGAUCUCAACGACCUCACGUCUGUAAACUCAAAGUCUGCGGGCUACUGGAUUGGCAACAACCAGUUCCAAAAUGUGAAUCUAAAAAGCGGACAGAAUCUUCAAGCUUGGAUUGAUUACGACAAUCUUCUGAACGAGCUCAAUGUUACCAUUACAGAGGCUGGUUUAAAUCGCCCAGGAAAACCACUGAUACACAUAAAAAAUAUGUCUCUGUCCAACAUUUUUGAAGAAGAAAUGUACGUUGGUUUCUCAGCUGCUACGGGAUCCGUUUUUGAUGGGACUUAUAUCCUCGGGUGGAGCUUUACUACAAACGGAGCUGCCCCGUUCCUGAAUACAUCUAAUCUUCCAUCCUUUGCACAGAGAAAAUUGAAGAGCUCAAAUUCUACACUAAUAGCUGGCGUAAGUACAGCUUGCGUCCUCCUCAUCCUAUUAGUUGUUGUAGCAUCAGUUUUUCGGAUGAAGAGAAACAGGUACAGUGAUAUCAUCGAAGAAUGGGAGAAGGAAUACUGGCCUCAAAGGUUAGACUACAAAGACUUACAUAUUGCAACCAAGGGCUUUGGAGGCGAAGAACUUUUGGGAUCCGGAGGCUUCGGUAAGGUCUACAAAGGAGUACUUCCAACAAAUGGCCUCCAAGUAGCGGUGAAAUGUAUUCUUAGAGAAACUUAUGAUGGGGUGAAAGAAUUCAUAGCAGAGUUGUCCAGUCUUGGUCGCCUUCAACAUAGAAAUCUUGUGCAAAUAAGAGGAUUCUGCAGGCUGGGCAAAAAGCUAUUCAUAGUUUAUGACUACAUGCCAAACGGAAGCCUGGACAAGAAGAUAUUCGGAAACCCAAAUAUUGUGUUAGGAUGGAAUCAAAGGUACAGAGUCCUCAUGGAUGUUGCUGCUGGGCUGCUGUAUCUUCAUGAAGAGUGGGAGCAAUGUGUAGUGCACAGAGACAUCAAGUCCAGCAACGUUUUGCUGGACUCGGAGCUCAAUGGAAAGCUAGGGGAUUUUGGACUAGCCCGUCUGUACGAGCAUAACGAAAACUCGCAAACCACUCGAGUAGUCGGAACGCUAGGGUACAUUGCACCGGAGCUCAUACACACAGGAAAGGCCAGCCCAGCCACAGAUGUUUUCAGCUUUGGUAUCUUUUUGUUGGAGGUCGCAUGCGGAAGGAGGCCUGUCGAUCCCUCUCUCCAACUUUCUCAAGUAGUUUUGGUGGACUGGGUGAGAGAGCUUCAUGCCAAUGGCAGUCUCAUGGAUGCAGCCGACCCGAAUCUUUUGGGAGAAUAUGUUGAAGCUGAGAUGGAGAGAGUACUUAAACUGGGGCUGUUCUGUUCUAAUCCACAGCCAGAAGGAAGGCUUGGCAUGAGACAAGUUUUGCAAAUACUUGAAGAAGAAUCUCCAAUACCAGCUCUUGAUGAUCUGUUUUAUGUGGAGAUGAGUGGACCCAGCAGUACUUGGAACUCUCCACCAUAUUUCAGUCACAGCACAGAUGCUUCCAUUUUCAUGUCUUUAGACAGACAACAUACUCUUCACAAUUAGGUCAAACAUCAGCCUUCUUAUACUCGUUCUGUGGCAGAGUGUAUAAGAUGGAUCUUUGUGAGGUGUGUUUUCUCUGCUUUCUUCUUUUUAGGGAUUCGACUUCUUCUUUAGACUUAGGAAUGUAGGUAUUUGACCCAUAUUGGAAUACAAAACCCGUAAUUGGAUCUUACUAUAGAUUUUAAUGGCAGCGUUUAUUCACUUGGUUGGAAACCGUUGCUUUUAUGCUGAGUAUUAUAAUUUGUUGUUGCGAAUAUUUUGAAAUUUCUUAGGGCAUGGUCAGUUGCCCGACCGGAAGCAACUGAUUGUUUGUCAAGUAAUGGUCGAUGGUGUGAGUCGUAUAUCUCACUGAGUCAGGUUUAUAGUGGUCUCCCCCAAUUGUCUCCCCCAAUCUAAUUCAUUUUUUUCUGAGAAGAGGCAGGUUUAUAGUGGUCUUUAAUUACAAUUUAUAUCUGAGAAUGCAACAAACUCUUUGAACCAAUUAUUGGCGAUGAUAGAUACAAGAAUCAAAGUGUUGAUUUAGUUGAAAGAUAAUAAAAGAGUCCAACUGAUUUUCCUGUGUAUUAAAAAGAAAACUGAUCCACAUGCCAUGUUCU
Molecule: messenger RNA, 2772 nt
Organism: Cryptomeria japonica (Japanese cedar)
Lineage: Eukaryota; Viridiplantae; Streptophyta; Pinopsida; Cupressales; Cupressaceae
Product: L-type lectin-domain containing receptor kinase SIT2-like
Exons: 2
Coding region: 185-2179 (664 amino acids)
Biological process (GO): protein phosphorylation
Cellular component (GO): plasma membrane
Molecular function (GO): protein kinase activity; carbohydrate binding; ATP binding
Source: RefSeq, a predicted model, not a curated record